Molecule: messenger RNA, 2086 nt
Organism: Oryctolagus cuniculus (rabbit)
Lineage: Eukaryota; Metazoa; Chordata; Mammalia; Lagomorpha; Leporidae
Source: RefSeq, a predicted model, not a curated record
UCCUCCUCAGUUCCAUUUUUUUUCUAGCCUCCCGCCUUCCCUUUUCCCUUAACCUGACAGCGGUCUGAGCUCCUCUCCACCUCCUUAGAGUGGCCGCAAGGUCUUUUAGCUUUUCUCCUUUCUCGAGUCGUUCGCCUCGCCCUACCCCGCCAUGAAUGAGGAGUACGAUAUGAUCGUGCUGGGCACCGGCCUGACGGAAUGCAUCUUGUCGGGUAUCAUGUCAGUGAAUGGAAAGAAAGUUCUUCACAUGGAUCAAAACCCAUACUAUGGAGGAGAAAGUGCAUCUAUAACACCUCUGGAAGAUUUACACAAAAGAUUUAAAAUACCAGGAUCACCACCAUCAUCAAUGGGGAGAGGAAGAGACUGGAAUGUUGACUUAAUUCCCAAGUUCCUUAUGGCUAAUAGUCAUCUGGUUAAGAUGCCGCUUUAUACAGAAGUCCCUCGUUUUCUGGAUUUUAAAGUGACAGAAGGAAGCUUUGUCUAUAAAGGAGGAAAAAUCUACAAGGUUCCUUCCACUGAAGCAGAAGCCCUUGCAUCUAGCUUAAUGGGACUAUUUGAAAAACGUCACUUCAGAAAAUUCCUGGUGUAUGUUGCCAACUUUGAUGAAAACGAUGCUAGAACUUUUGAAGGUGUUGAUCCCAAGAAGACUGCAAUGCGAGAUGUGUAUAAGAAAUUUGAUUUGGGCCAAGAUGUUAUCGAUUUUACAGGUCAUGUUCUUGCACUCUACAGAACUGAUGACUACUUAGAUCAACCAUGUUGUGAAACCAUUAAUAGAAUUAAACUUUACAGUGAGUCUCUGGCGCGAUAUGGCAAAAGCCCAUACCUUUAUCCACUCUAUGGCCUUGGAGAACUCCCACAAGGAUUUGCUAGGCUAAGUGCUAUUUAUGGUGGUACCUACAUGCUGAAUAAACCUAUCGAAGAAAUCAUUGUGCAGAAUGGGAAGGUGGUUGGUGUAAAAUCUGAAGGAGAGAUAUAUUUAUUUGUUUGAAAGGUAGAGUCACAGAGAGAGACUCUUCCAUCCACUGGUUCACUCCCCAAAUGGCUACAAUGGCUGGGGCUAGGCCAGCUGAAGCCAGGAGCCAAGAACUUCUUCCAUGUCGCUCUUGUGGGUGCAGGGGCCCAAGCACUUGGUGCAUUCUCCCCUACUUUCUCAAGUUCAUCAGCAGGGAGCUGGAUCAGAAGUGGAGUAGCUGGGACUUGAAUCCCAUAUGGGGUUCUGGCAUUAGCAGGCAACAACUUAACCCACUAGGCCACAGUGUUGGCCCCACUACCUAUCCUUUCAGUGUAAUAGUGGUUUAGGAAAUAUGGUUACUUUUUUUUAGUGGUUUAUUUAGUUCAUGGGUUCCCUACUUGUUUAUUUUAAUUUUAUUGAAAAGUUUCUUAUCUGCUGGUUGAUUCCCAAAUGCUCACAAUAGGUCGAGCCAAACCCAGGAGCCAGAACUCAAUCUUGGUCUCCCACAUGGGUGGCAAGGAUCCAACCAAUUGAGCUACCACCUGCUGCUUCCCAAGAUGUGCAUUAGGAACUGGAAUUGGCAGCAGAGACAGGACUUGAACCUAGGUACUCUGAUAUGAGAGCAGGGGCAUCCAAGUGGGAUCUGAACCACCAGAUGAAAUGCCCACCCUCAAUCACUCACUUUUCUAACAGGGCAUGCACAUAAGAGAACCCUUAUGUACAUACCAUUUCAUUUAGUUCUGACAUCAGUUCCUUGUGGUUAGGUAGAGACAGGAUUUGAACCCUGAUUUGCCCAGUUCUAAAUAGUCUGAAUACCAUGUACCAGUUUCCCUAAUAGGAUUUUGAAUUCAUGUUCUCUGUUCAAUGAGAAUAUAUAGGAAUAGAUGUGAGAUGACAAAGGGAACAGCAUCUUUUGCAAACUGUUAUGAAAAGAAGUGCAUGUUAUGCUGCCACUGUGGCUCUAAGGUACAGCAUCUUCACAAGCUGGCCUGUCGCAAAUGUAGCUACUCUGCCAAGCACAAGAAAAGUAUGUAAUUGGAGUGCCAAGGCUAAAAGACAAACCACUGUGACAGGUAGAAUGCGGCCCCUAAAAUGCCUAUUCUGCAGAUUCAGCCACAGAUGGAUUCCUUGACA